UGUGCCAUCACCUGCUCCAGUGAAAAUAUUUAGUUUUAACAACAGUAUAAGGCACUUUAUUUAUGAGUACUGACAUGGGGUGUUUCGUCCCCUGUACGUGAGGUGGGAGGUGUCGCGCGCGUCCAGUCCCGUGCUGAUGAGCGCCAGGGUCCACUAAUGUCCAUUACCACAGUGAGAGCUCGAGGGGAGGCGAGGAGACGGUUCCGAGUAUCCGCACCUGGUCCUGGGUAUCGUUGUAUCGCCUGUCUUAUUGAACAGCUGUCAAUCAGGUAGAAAGGCCAGCUCAGUGAACGUCUACGUCACCAUAAACAACUCAGGUGUAUAUGUGGUGUUAUGUGUAUGUACUUCAGUACUUUAAUUAACGUCGUCAUGACCUGGCCAUUCUGUUUAGCCCAAAAACAUGACGUACAACAUAGUCGGCACUAGACUAAUUUUCAUCCUUAUUCUAUUAGCAGUGACUGUAUCAACAGCCCCAAUGAAGUGUACCCCAUGCGCCAUAUACUGUUCCAUUGCUAACCCCGCAGUGACGGGGCCCAGUUGUUGGUCCUGUCAGUGUGAGCCGGCUGGAGAUUCAUCAUAUAAACCUUCAAACGCAAUGUGUGACUACGAAUAUUGUAAGUUAAAGUGUGGUGACCGUGGUUUUGAUAGAGACGUUGCUGGUUGUCCGAAUUGCCGGUGUCGUGCCUUAGUAAGGAUAAACUAUCCAAGCUGAUUCUCGAAACACUUCGCAUUCCACAAGGAAAAUGACUAUUGGACAAAAGGCAGUAUUAACCUGCAAUGUUUCACAGGUAGGACAUGUAUGGCACCUAUGGUUGUUGUAGCUGUUCGAGUUAGAGGUGGACUGUUUUCGAUUGUUGAGAGCGAAAGAAGAUAAGGGAACACGAGUCAUGGAUAUUAGAUGACAUUUCCAUGAAUGCUUUCCUUUUUAUCAUCAAUGUUUUGUUUUGGUUUUAAAAGUGCACCAGACGUUCAGUGUUCACGUGUUUAGGAUCACAUGAAUGGAUGUGGUAAAAUCAAUAAAAACAG
This is a messenger RNA of Mizuhopecten yessoensis (Yesso scallop), 1026 nucleotides long. RefSeq lists its product as uncharacterized. The transcript has 3 exons. Bases 401 to 712 code for a protein of 103 amino acids. Lineage: Eukaryota; Metazoa; Mollusca; Bivalvia; Pectinida; Pectinidae. The record is from RefSeq and is a predicted model, not a curated record.